Molecule: messenger RNA, 1774 nt
Organism: Durotheca rogersii
Lineage: Eukaryota; Fungi; Ascomycota; Sordariomycetes; Xylariales; Xylariaceae
Product: carbohydrate esterase family 5 protein
Exons: 2
Coding region: 565-1272 (235 amino acids)
Biological process (GO): carbohydrate catabolic process
Cellular component (GO): extracellular region
Molecular function (GO): cutinase activity
Source: RefSeq, a predicted model, not a curated record
GUCUCUCUCUCGUCUUUUAUACAUGGACGCACAAAGUGUACCAACGCCCGGUUUCCAAUAUCCGAGGCGAUCUCUGCCAUCUUCGGAUAUGUCGGCUCCUCAGCCGACGUCAGCUGCCGCUCCCUAAGGUCUCUCUGCUCAGUGAGCCCAUGCUGUGACCUUCUGUGUUCAGAAUACCCGACUCGAUGUUCCUUGCUCCCUCAUAAGUCUCCCUUCUCCGCUGUGCACGAGUCUGUUCGGUAGGCGUCCGACGACUCUCUAGGCGGUGCGCCACCGGGAAGACAUGUCCUGAAAGGAAGGUCAUCGAAUUUAGCUCAUCAGAGACGCGAGGAGUACGAAUUUUAAGAGUACUCGGCAUUCCGAUGACCCCCGUAAUAUUACUAUACAAUCUAUACAACGUCGUUAUAAAAUGUCGAGGCACACACACCACCCCGUCAUGAUAGUCUUGAUUAGGUUCCAAGAAAGUUCGAGGACAAACUCUUUCCUAGGAAAAAACCCAUUGUUGUUGGGCCUCAGAGAGUUUACCCCUAACCCCUUAAACCGUCAACUGUACACGAUAUCAAGAUGAAGUUUUCUCACUCUCCAUUACUUCUCCUCGCCACACUGGUAGCCUCCACGGCCGCCAGCCCAUUGGUGUUAGACUACCCUGACAGCACCAUCGCGUCACUGAAGAAGCUCCAGAUCGCCAGUCAAGCAGAGGCCCAGGCUGCUGGCACCACAGCGAACGAGUUUCUCGAGAGCGGCUGUCGGGACGUAAUAUUUAUCUUCGCGCGCGGCAGCACCCAAGAGGGGAAUGUCGGUGGUGACCCCGGGCCGCAGACGAUAGACCUGCUGAAGGCGGCGCUAGGCGCGAAUCGGGUGGCUGCCCAGGGGGUCGAGUACCCAGCGCUCCUGAUCGACAACCUACGGUCAGGGGGGUGCGACCCGGAGGACGCGGCCUCUAUGAGGACACUAAUCGGAAAUAUCGCGACGGCGUGUCCUUCGGCGCGCCUCGUCGUGUCGGGAUACAGCCAGGGGGCAGCGCUCGUGCACCGGGCGGUCGAGUCGGCUUCCGCCUCGGUGCGGGCCCGCAUCGCCGCGGCGGUCACGUUCGGCGACACUCAGCGCGCCCAGGACGGCGGGCGCAUUCCCAACUUUGAUCCUUCGCGAACCCUAAUCAUAUGCCGCAGCGGCGACCUCCUCUGCCAGGGCACGCUGCUCGUCACUGAUGCCCACUACACCUACAGUGAACUUGCUCCUGAUGCCGUCGCAUUUAUCGUUAGCAAGGUCUGAUGCUCGGCAUUCUUCGAAUAAGAAGGGCGAGGGAAUGUUUUGCAAAUAAGCAGCGGCAUGACGUAUUGUUACGAGAAAUCUUGGGGAGUCAGGCUCAAAUAUUUAACCUGCAUAUAAUGAACUAGGAAAUAUUAGUUCCGACAGAAACUUGUAUGUUUCUUUUUCCGUUUCCGCGUGCUUAUCGCUUUCUUAUAAAAGUGGCGUAAACCUAAGCACAUACAUUCUCCGACUUCGGGAAUAAUAUGUAGCUACUUAUAUCGGCUACGUAACAGCAACUCCCAGUAUCUGCCAGCUUAAUAUGCAUAGGGGUAGGGAUAAAGCGGCUCGGUCUGUUGUAUUUCCAAUACUAUGCAGGCUCAAUAGAGCUACAACCAAGGCUGGAGAAACAGGGGGACAAUUAGGCGAUGAGGAGUAGGUUAAAGAACUUUAUAACCUUUCGGCUUAAGAAUAAAAGUGCUGGAAACUCCGGAGUAUCCGAUAGUAUUAGCAGUUAGGUCUAGAG